Molecule: messenger RNA, 2282 nt
Organism: Leptopilina boulardi
Lineage: Eukaryota; Metazoa; Arthropoda; Insecta; Hymenoptera; Figitidae
Product: MTOR-associated protein MEAK7
Exons: 2
Coding region: 260-1594 (444 amino acids)
Source: RefSeq, a predicted model, not a curated record
AAGAGGAGAAAAGCAGACGACGAGAAUGAGCAAUAUAUCCCAUAACCUUAAAUAUUAAAAUAAUUUCUGAUCUUUGGAGUAUUCAUCAGUAUUAGGAGUGAUUAUAUGAUAUUAUCUUGUUACACAAUUUGAGAGUUUGAUGUUAAGUUGUUUUCAUAUAAUUAAAUUUAUAACUGUGAUUGUGAAAAGAAAGACUUUUUAGUGAAUAUCUGAAAAUAUAUGGAUAGUCAUUGUACACGAAACUGCUGUUAUAGAAAAGAUGGGCCAUGGAUCAAGCAGAUCAGCUUCUUCUGCAAACAUUCUCUCAGCGGAAGAGUUAAUAUUAGUGGAGAACCUUUUCAAGUCUAUGUCUCGAAGUUCUGGUUCGAUUAAGCGUGAAGACAUUUUUAAACAUUGGUCGAUUCACUUGGAUGAAGAUCUUCUCCAAUUUGUAGUACGUUUUCUUUGCCACGAACCCGGCAAAAGAAGUUCUGCUGUUAAUGGCGAAAACUUUGGACGCCUUUAUGUUUAUGCAGUACGUGGAAAUUCUGAAGAACGUACGAGUCUCAUCUUUAAUGGAUUUUUCGAGGGAGAUCAGAAGUACGAAAUACCUGCUGCUACUUUUCUUCAAUAUGUAGAAAGUACCAUCAGUUCUUAUUUAAGGAUACAUAAAAAUUGUGCAAGUUUACACUAUCAAAGUUGGAGUAGUAUUGGCUGCACGGUUAACGUAAGAAGAAUCAGUAUGAGGGCUAAAAGUUUAUGCGAAGAAAUUUUACAAUACGGAGAUAGUUUGACAGUUGACCAAAUAGAUAACUGGUUUAGUCAUGCUUCUACUUUUAAAUUAAUCCAAUCACAUGUAUUUCAGUGCCUCUUUAUAGUUUCUCAAAAGAAGAAUGAUAAAAACACAGCAACACGAGUACAUGACCUGAAUCUCUUACCGAUUUGUAAAGGUUUAGAGAACAUUCCACAUUUUCCCAGUAUUCUAGGUAUUGGAGACGUACUAUUUCUAAAUUUGAGUUUACCUCAUGAAAUGCAAAACGAAUGGAGAUUCCUUUUUUCAAGUCAAGUUCACGGUGAAUCUUUUUCUACAAUGUUGGGGAGAAUUUCGAUGCAAGGUUCGACGAUUAUAAUCGUUCAGGAUUCAGAUGAUCAUGUUUUUGGGGGAUUUGCUACGGAAAGCUGGACACUUAGUCCAAACUAUAAAGGAAAUCAAUCUUGCUUUUUGUUCAAACUAAACCCUGAGAUUUUGACGUUUCCAUCAAGUAAUUAUAAUGAUCAUUACCAAUAUUUGAAUCUACAUCAGCAGACAAUGGUCAACGGUUUGUUAAUGGGAGGUCAACAUAAUUACCCAGGAUUAUGGUUAGACUGUGAAUAUGGAACAGGGAAGUCAAGUGUUUCCUGUACAACUUUCUCGAAUUAUGUUCAAUUAAGUAGUAAAGAGGACUUUCACAUAAAACAUCUUGAAGUCUGGGGAGUUGGUUCAGUGCCGGAAAUGGAAGAAGAUUUGAGAGAUUCCAAAUCAAUUUUAGAUCAAGAUCCUGCUUCGAAGGUUAUGCUUGAAUUAUCGGGACGCAAAUUGCACAGCGAGGGAAUAAGAGAAGAGAGACAAACCUGAGGGUCGUUUCGAAGGUUGAGUAAACGCGUUUUCUUCGUUAAGAAUUAAAUGUAUUUACGAGACUUUCAUUAUGAAGCCGAGUCUCAGUGACUCAAGUAAAACGAUUUGUGUAAAAAAUAAACAUUAUAAUUGACUUUCAGGUAAAUGCGUUUAUACGAUACUAAAACAGAUAAUACAAAACGAAACUUCUGUGUCUGUGAAACUAUCAAUGUACAUAUGUACAUUUUAGUCAUAUAUUUAUUUAACUAUAAGUUAAUUUUAAGCGUCAUAGAGAGCAUCGAAUGAUCGUUAUACUCACAACGGCCUGAUAUACUAAUUGGAAAUUAACUUUACUCAUUGUUAAUUGUUUGGUAUAUAGCUUUAUUAACUACGAAAAAUAAUUAAUGUUUCGACAAAAUGUGAUAUGUCGUUUCUAUUGUAAUUUCGUUACAUAUCUUAACUGCUGUUUCUAUUUCUUAAGUAUCAUGUUGAUUAGUAAGAUGAUAUUUAUAAUUCUCGAUUUUCUAGCCCACCUAGUCAUUUUUUUCUUUGUCAAACACAAUAUGUUGAUAUGUUCAUUCUCCUCUCGAUACACGAUUUAUACCAUAAAGAUAAACAUUUCUUUUUAAACGUUCGAAAAACAACUGUUAUAUUAUAAAAAUUGAGAAACUAUGAAAGUGAAUAAAACAAGGUUAAUAAUAUUAUCAAA